GAGAGCGAGGGUCGCCUGGCGUGCUGCCACACAGGGACGCUGUGAGGGCAACAGCUGUCUUUUGAUCAACUAAGGAGUAUGAGCGUCCUGGAGGACAGCAUGAGCUCUAGACACUUCAGGAGUCCUCAGCUAGUGACAUGGGUGGUCACUGGCCCUGUUCUCACCAGAGAUCCCAGUGAGACACACAGAAAUAAUAUGACAUCUCCACCACUCUUGGAUGCCAACCCCAUGGCAAACCAAACACUUCUUAAUGACGUCAAGGUUGAGCCCCCAGAAGAACUUCUGGAUAAUGAUAUUACCCUGCCCCAGGUGGAACCAGUUGAUCUCUCCCUUCACAAACCCAAGGCUCCUCUGCAACCUGCUAGCAUGCUACAAGCUCCAGUACAUCCUCCCAAGCCACAGUCUGAUCCCCAGACUCUUGUGGUAUCCACUUCAAUAUCUGACACGAGCACUUCAGCAAACAUUCCUACCAUUCUAACUCCAGGCUCUAUCCUGACCUCCUCUCAGGGCACUGGCAGCCAGCAGAUCUUACAUGUGAUUCACACCAUUCCCUCAGUUAGUCUGUCAAAUAAGAUGGGUGGCCUGAAUACCAUUCCUGUGAUGGUACAGUCUCUGCCUAUGGUGUAUACUGCAUUGCCUGUAGCUGGUAGUCCUGCAGCCAUUACAGUUCCACUCAUUGGAGGAGAUGGCAAAAAUGCUGGAUCAGUGAAAGUUGACCCUACCUCCAUGUCUCCACUUGAGAUUCAAAGUGACAGUGAAGAAAGUGCAAGUGAGAGUGGAUUCUCAGCCUUACAGAGUCUGCAGAGACUACAGCAAGAGUGA
Molecule: messenger RNA, 822 nt
Organism: Nycticebus coucang (slow loris)
Lineage: Eukaryota; Metazoa; Chordata; Mammalia; Primates; Lorisidae
Gene: KLF8
Product: KLF transcription factor 8
Biological process (GO): regulation of transcription by RNA polymerase II
Molecular function (GO): DNA-binding transcription factor activity, RNA polymerase II-specific; RNA polymerase II cis-regulatory region sequence-specific DNA binding
Source: RefSeq, a predicted model, not a curated record